CUCCGCCCGACCACCAGUCAAUCUGUAGAACGCUGAACGAAGCGAUCGAAUCGGUUGCAUAGAAACAUUGUACUAGAACACGUAAAUUACGUUAGCGAAACUCGUUUCGACCACCGAGGGAUUUUCUUGAAGAUUUAAUAUACAACAAAAGAAAAUGUCGGAUCCCUCGCAUGGAAAAAUAGAAGAUAACCCCAAAAUAUUGUCGGGGCCGGUGCUAACGAACUCUCCAAAUGCUGUUUUAUCGAAAACUCUUCUCGGUCGGUACAAUGAUUUAUCGUUGCCGGCUGACAGCAUUCUGGCAACUUAUAUCUGGAUUGAUGGAUCCGGCGAGCACCUCCGUUGCAAAGACCGUACCCUAAAGUAUAUACCAAAGGUUCCUAAAGAUAAUUUUACACGAGUUAUAACUGAACUGAAUGACAAAUAUAUCAGUAAACUGAAUGCAAAUUUGAAAUGGAAGCACGCAAAGGAACAUAGUCCGCCAUAUUUUUGUCCAAAGGAUCUAGAAAACGUAUUUACGAUUCGUUGCAAGCUGAGAGAACGAGAAAAUAGGAAUAGCUUUGAUGAAAAUUUGAAAGAUUUACCAGUCUGGAACUUCGAUGGCAGUUCAACAGGUCAAGCCACUGGACAUAACUCUGACACAUUCCUGGUGCCACGCGCUAUUUACAAGGACCCAUUCCGACGUGGAAACCAUAUUCUCGUUAUGUGCGAUACAUUUAAGUACAACAUGGAACCCACAGAAAGUAACCAUCGUGUGAAAUGUCAAGAGGCUUAUGAUAAAUGCAAAGAUGAUGAGCCUUGGUUCGGUAUUGAGCAAGAAUACAUACUUCUGGAUUCUGACCUCCGACCCUUCGGCUGGCCCCCAGGCGGUUUCCCGCCACCACAAGGCCCUUACUAUUGCGGUGUCGGUGCCAACAAAGUGUUCGCUAGAGACCUCGUUGAGGCUCACUACAGAUGUUGCUUGUUUGCCGGCGUGCCGAUUGCUGGCACCAAUGCUGAGGUAAUGCCCUCACAAUGGGAGUUCCAGGUUGGACCCUCGGUUGGAGUGAGCGCUGGUGACGAUCUCUGGAUCGCCCGGUACAUCCUCCACAGAUUAGCCGAAGAGUAUGGCGUUAUCGUCACUUUUGAUCCGAAACCGGUUCAAGAUUGGAAUGGGUCGGGGGCCCACACCAACUUUUCUACAAAGAAAAUGAGAGAAGAGAACGGUAUUAUUGAAAUCGAGAAGGCGAUUGAUAAGCUGUCCAAGGUACACAUGAAGCAUAUCAAAGUGUAUGAUCCCCGAGGUGGAAAAGAUAACGAGAGAAGGUUAACGGGUCUUCACGAAACAGCCAGUAUUAAUGAUUUUAGCGCAGGCGUUGCUAACCGUGGUAGCAGCAUUAGAAUACCACGACUUGUCGCAGAAGAGAAGAAGGGGUACUUAGAAGAUCGUCGCCCAGCCUCCAACUGUGAUCCUUAUGCAGUCACCGAUGCUCUUAUGCGCACUUGCAUACUCAAUGAAUAACAGAGGAGCCCCGAACUCUGCACAAUGCCCGAAUCACGUGUCAGCUAACAUCCAUAGUAAUAAGAAAUCAACACAAAA
This is a messenger RNA of Achroia grisella, 1576 nucleotides long. It is a transcript of the gene Gs2, whose product is annotated as glutamine synthetase 2 cytoplasmic. Gene Ontology annotation, cellular component: cytoplasm. The coding region runs from base 155 to 1498 and encodes 447 amino acids. NCBI's taxonomy places the organism in Eukaryota, Metazoa, Arthropoda, Insecta, Lepidoptera, Pyralidae. The record is from RefSeq and is a predicted model, not a curated record. Gene Ontology annotation, molecular function: glutamine synthetase activity. The transcript is spliced from 9 exons.